AAUCACGAUGCGUGACUGAUGUUGCCACAGCGGAGACAUACAAAAAGAAACUGUGAAGAAACUUGACACUCAGUGCGAACUUAGUAUCCUCGAAGAAAGUCAGAAAUAGCUGUCCUGUACAAUACGAUUUUAUAGUGCAUAGUUCUUCAUAAUCAUGAGGAUCCUUAAUGUAGUGGCGUUCCUGGCGUUCGUCGGAUCCUGUGUGGAGCAAGGAAGUAGUAAGGAUGCUGUUUGUCGCCAUGACAACGGAUAUUUUCAACACGAUGAUUAUUGCGAUUAUUAUUACGAAUGUAUAAAUGGCGUUGCUACCUUACAACUUUGUCCAAAUGGUCUUGUAUUUGUUGGAAAAGGUCGUGGUUUACUUCAAAGUUGUGAUUACCAAAAACGUGGUGGUUGUCCCGACGGAGUGCGAGUAAUGGGACAAUCACCUAUCCAGACGGAGAAUUGUGAUUGGUUAUGGGGACGAUUCCCUCACAAAACUAGCUGUACAAGUUACUUGGAGUGUUGGAACGGAACGUCUACCAACCACAAGUGUGGAUACUCACUUCUUUACAACACAAAGAGCGAAUCCUGUGAUUGGCCUGAAAACGUUCAAGGCUGUCAGCAACACCCCACCUGUAAAAAAAUUCCCAACGGGCCAAUCGCUAUUGAAAAGAGCUGUUCCAGAUACAUCUUGUGCAGUGGAGGUUACCCCUACAUGCAACGAUGUGCAGCCGGUCUCGCUUUCGAUCCCGACUUUCUCAGUUGCAAACUGGCCGAGACUGUUCCGGGCUGUGAGCCAAAACCAACAGAAGCACCCGAAUAUGAAGAUGAGGAGCCUCUACCGCAAGCCCCUCCAAGACAAAAUUAUCAGAGUUUAGAUUCUGGAAGCUCAAACCAAGUUCCACCCCCUUCACGUAAUCGUCAAACUAAUAGAUCUCAGUACAGGCCUGGAAAAUAAACCUUAACUUACUUAAAAGUUCAAAAUUAUUAUUUUUCUCUCUCUUUUAAAUAUGGUUUCAUAUAAGCGGGUUUAUCUUAAUCGGUUUUUUACUUUUAACAAGCAAUCAUCAUGUCGUUAUCUUCAUGUUUCGAUCUGUGUAUUUUAAUGUAAAAAU
This is a messenger RNA of Limulus polyphemus (Atlantic horseshoe crab), 1097 nucleotides long. Its product is annotated as protein obstructor-E-like. The record is from RefSeq and is a predicted model, not a curated record. The coding region runs from base 155 to 940 and encodes 261 amino acids. Gene Ontology annotation, molecular function: chitin binding. Gene Ontology annotation, cellular component: extracellular region. Lineage: Eukaryota; Metazoa; Arthropoda; Merostomata; Xiphosura; Limulidae. The transcript is spliced from 5 exons.